AUGGCAGGGGGAGCCCAGGGUGAUUGCAAAGAGCAGCCGGGUGCAAAGGGCAGCAGCCAUGUCUGUGCCGUAGGCCUGGACCAUGAGCUGGCCUUCUCCAAGAUCAUCGUGGAGCUGCGGCGGAGGCACCCAGGCCACAUCCUGCCGGACGAGGACCUGCAGUGGGUGUUCGUGAACGCAGGCGGCUGGAUGGGCUCCAUGUGCCUGCUACACGCCUCGCUCACCGAGUACGUACUGCUCUUCGGCACCGCCAUCGACACCGGGGGUCACUCAGGUCGCUACUGGGCUGAUAUAUCGGACACGAUCAUCUCAGGGACCUUCCGGCAGUGGAAGGAGGGGACAACCAAAAGCGAGAUGUAUUACCCAGGGGACACCAUCAUGCACCGGAUGGGCGAGACAACAGCGGUGCAGUGGAGCGCUGGGACAUGGAUGGUGGAGUACGGUCGGGGCUUCAUCCCCUCCACACUGACCUUCGCCCUGGCCGACACCAUCUUCAGCACUCAGGACUUCCUCACUUUCUUCUACACCCUCCGUGUCUAUGCCAAGGGGCUGCUCCUUGAAGCCAGCACCUACUUCAUCGGCGCUGCCCACUGAGGUCCGGGUGCUGGGGGCCAUGCCCUGCCCCUGCCACCUCUGGAUAACACUAGGGCAUCCCUGCCCCAUCACCUAUGCGCCCCUUUCCAGCGGGCGCCCAGCUCUGGGGGCUAGCCGGACUCUGCUGGAGAAGGAGAUCAGCCUUUGGGAACGCCCAGCUGCUCCUCCCUGGAGGGACUGUUGUUCAGACUGGCUGCCCUGCGGGGGUCCCCAGGGGUCCUGCACACUCUGGAUGGGGGGACGGGCUUGGGCCCAGCCGGAGGUGCUCCCAGGAAAGAAGCACAGCCAGGAGAUGGGCAUGCCAGCUGGGGAGGAGCACAGGGGGCACAGGUUGUAACAGCCCUGUGCUGGACACUUCCAUCUGUGUAAGAGCAGGGUCUGAUAAAAAGACCCCCUGGACCAGCUCCAGGGUUGGCCUCCUGCCCUCGGUGUCAAUAACCUGGCCCCACACUCUGGAUCUCCUGGAGUACCACUGCUGCCAUCAGCUCUGCCUCCUGUCGGUGCAGCCAGUGCCCCUAGGAGCCCUGUGGUGCCAGCCAGGCACGCACAUGUGUGCAUAUGCAUCUCAGCUGUCCAUGAGCGUGUGCUGUAAUGCCUUCUGACAGCUCAGGGGAGGGGGGAGAGGUGGCAGAGGCCCCCUCCCCUUGUCAGGGCAGAACCAUCAUCCAUUGCCUUCACCAAGAGCCUUACUCUGGGUCUGCACACAUGUCCAGGCUGGGGAAGGGCAGUGCUCACCCAGGGGCUGUCGCCUGGGCAGAGCAGACCCAGCCCAUCCCCCUUGCCUUCCUGCCUCCUCCUGUCCCCUACAGGCUGCAGGCCUUGCCCCACAGCCGUCAUAUCUCCUACCCCCACAACCUGGGCACCCCCUGACUGACAUAUCCUGACCCCCAAGCGGGACAGGGCUGACCGGGGAGGCAGCAGUGAAGUCCCAUGGCUACCCACCCAGUGGUGGCAGGCUGCAUGCUGCUUCUCCAUGAAGCAAAGAACUCGGAAACAGUCCAGCAUCCACCUUCACUGGUAACAUCCAGGAUGCUGCCCCAUGGGGUGGAGGUAGGAGGAUUGUAGGGGUGUUUGAGGGUGCUCUUGGGGUCACCUGCUGGCCCAAAAGUGUUCCCAUCCUCUUGUUACCUGCUGCCCAGGGCCAUUAUGAACACUAGCCCCCAUGGCUCGGCCCUCUCUCCCAUUCCUCACAGAGGGCACAGCCCUGCUCCGUUUCCCCCUCCCAGGGGCAACUGGCUCCCAUGUGCUCUGGCCAGGGCUGCAGCUGCUCUUCCUCCCAGUCCCAGUGCACUAGUGGGGUUGGGAUCUAUGCACCCCCUGCACCCAUCUUCCCUCUAGCUGGGUUCCAGAUGGCCCUGUCUUCCAUGUACCCAGCAGCGCCAGCCUCUUCUGUUCCCAACCCAGCGUCAGCCCAGCAGCCACCAAAUCCCAUUGCUUGUGUCAGACUGGUCCUGUCCCAGCCUUUGGCGGGGGACAUGGUUAAGUAUGUCACCAAUAAACCUGCUCGUGUGACCAGUC
Alligator sinensis (Chinese alligator) is the source of this 2112-nucleotide messenger RNA. It is a transcript of the gene SIGMAR1, whose product is annotated as sigma non-opioid intracellular receptor 1. The coding region runs from base 1 to 594 and encodes 197 amino acids. Lineage: Eukaryota; Metazoa; Chordata; Crocodylia; Alligatoridae. The transcript is spliced from 4 exons. The record is from RefSeq and is a predicted model, not a curated record. Gene Ontology annotation, cellular component: endoplasmic reticulum.